AUGUUGAAGAGGUCUGCAACGGGGACAUGGCUGCCCGCAUGGGUGCCGGAGUCUACGUUGACACUUUCAUUCCUGUUGCUCAUUUGCUCGAUCGUUCAAUCUGCGACGGGUGGCUAUGACGGAUCUAUGUUGAACGGCCUCAAUAUACUGCCAUCAUAUAACGACUAUUUCAAUUUGAAUCCUGUGACGACUGGUCUGAAUACAGCAUCGGUGAACAUUGGUGGGGCUCUGGGUCCUUUGGUUUCUGGAGUGAUCACAGACCGAUUGGGCCGGCGCCCAGCAAUCUUCUGGGGAUCAGUGGGGACAAUUGUUGGAAUAAUUCUUCAAACGGCUGCACAGAACAUUGCAAUGUUUGUUGUGGCCCGAAUUAUCCUUGGAUUUGGAAGCGCAAUAACCGGUGUUGCCGGAGGGAUCUACCUCUCAGAAGUAUUCCCGAGCCGGUGGCGUGCAUGGGGUCCCGAAUCUCCACGAUGGCUUGUUCACCAGGGCCACUAUGAGGAAGCCAGGUUAUCAGUUGCACAAACAAAUGCCAAUGGAAACCUCUCAGACCCCGUUGUUCUCGCGAUCUUCAAGGAAAUUGUGGAUACAUUAAAAUGGGAAAAAGAGGCGGGGCAUAAUAUGAAUCCUAUGGAGAUUUUCAAAACUCCCUCGGCGAGAAAGCGUCUUCUCAUCGGCAUGUCGGCUGGGCCAUUCUCCUGUAUUGCUGGCAACAUCAUCGCAUCGUAUUACUUUGGCAAGGAACUUGAUACGGCCGGCAUCACCAACUCUAACGACCAACUCAAGGCAAACGUUGUUUUAGAUGUUUGGUGCCUCGCAUGUUGCCUUAUUGGAACCCAUCUCGCGUCUAAAUGGGGGAGAAAACCAACUGCAAUGCUCUCUCAGGCCCUUCUCAGCACGUGUCUAUUCAUCAUUGGUGGUCUGUCCAAAAUGUAUGCUUCGAACCCAAGCGGGGCCUCCAGCGGACUCGUUUACGGAAAUGUUGCUGUUAUGUUCCUUUUCCAAGGAUUUUAUUCAGUCGCGUGGACUCCCCUCCUUUACCUUUACCCGCCUGAGAUUAUGAACUACUCCAUUCGUGCCAAUGGAGUCGCAUUUUCAUCAUUCGUGUUAAACGCUUUUGCACUCGUCUUUACCUUUAUCAUGCCAAUUGCUCUCGGAAAUAUUGGAUGGAAAAUGUACAUGAUCAACGCGUCGUGGGAUGUUGUCAUCCUGGGUCUUAUUGCAUAUUAUUGGGUGGAAACCAAGGGAAAAACCCUUGAGGAGAUCGAUGCAUUGUUUGAAGGCGAGAAGCAUUCUUCUGUGCCAGAUGUUGAGAAAAUUCAGAAUGGUGACAAGCAGAUCGAUACCACCAUUAUCGAGGAGCAGCUGACCGCUGAGCUGGACCCGACGAGAGCCAAGGUUUCGGGCAGUGAGGUUGUCUCUUGA
Penicillium lagena is the source of this 1422-nucleotide messenger RNA. Its product is annotated as Lactose permease. Bases 1 to 1422 code for a protein of 473 amino acids. The transcript has 6 exons. Gene Ontology annotation, cellular component: membrane. NCBI's taxonomy places the organism in Eukaryota, Fungi, Ascomycota, Eurotiomycetes, Eurotiales, Aspergillaceae. Gene Ontology annotation, biological process: carbohydrate transport; transmembrane transport. The record is from RefSeq and is a predicted model, not a curated record. Gene Ontology annotation, molecular function: carbohydrate:proton symporter activity.